Dendronephthya gigantea is the source of this 1279-nucleotide messenger RNA. Its product is annotated as adenylate kinase isoenzyme 6-like. Gene Ontology annotation, molecular function: ATP binding; AMP kinase activity; ATP hydrolysis activity. Gene Ontology annotation, cellular component: cytoplasm; nucleus. Lineage: Eukaryota; Metazoa; Cnidaria; Anthozoa; Malacalcyonacea; Nephtheidae. The coding region runs from base 11 to 538 and encodes 175 amino acids. The record is from RefSeq and is a predicted model, not a curated record. The transcript has 4 exons.
UUCGACCAACAUGGCGGCUGCUAGGGGAUGGAGAAAACCUAAUAUUUUAAUCACUGGAACACCAGGGACAGGAAAAACGGUUCUGGGAAUGGAAUUAUCGAAAAGAACAGAAAUGAAUUAUGUGAAUGUUGGAGACUUAGCGAAAGAAAACAAUUUUUAUGAGGGUUGGGACGAGGAAAGAGAUUGCCAUGUGAUUGAUGAAGAUCGUGUUUUGGAUGAGCUAGAAGAUAUAAUGGGUGAAGGUGGAAACAUAAUUGAUUAUCAUGCUUGUGAGUUCUUUCCUGAACGAUGGUUUGAUAUAGUGUUUGUUUUAAGGACAGAUAAUACUGUUCUGUACAACAGAUUAGAGAAAAGGGAGUAUUCAGAGAAAAAAAUUCAAGAAAAUGUUGAAUGUGAGAUUUUUCAAAGUAUUCUUGAGGAAGCAAGAGAAAGUUAUUCAACAGACAUUGUUCACGAGUGUGUUAGUAAUACACCAGAGGAAAUGGAAAGAAACUUGGAUAACAUUCAGAGAUGGUUGCAAGAAUGGCCUGGUUUAUAGAUUGCUGUCCCUUGCUGUUUACUGAUGCUAUAAAGAGAUUUCAAGUUUGGCCAUGUGGUCUGACAAAUUAUUUUUUAGUCAUGAGGCAGAGGAAGGAGAAACAUAAAUCAAUGGGAUGGCCCUCGACACAAACAGUGUUUAAAGGCCUAUCCAGUGUUAAGAAAUGCUUUGGGCUUAAGUGUAAGAUACUGACACAGAACUACAAUUAACAAGCAAAUUAUCAUGAUCAGUACAUAAGUGUUGAUCACACUUAAAUCUACUAUAUAUACAAGAAACACUUUAAAAUGUUGUUUACUAUUGACAUAAACUGCGAUACUUUGAUUACUUUUACACUUGCUACUCUACUACUACGGUACAAGCUUCUACCUCAAUACCGAAUUGAAACUUUAUACAUAGGUAAAAUAUAUGGCAACAUUUGUUCAUCUCAUAUGCUCAACAUUGAAAGUUGCUUCAUACCAUUCAAUUCAGUCUAUUUUUAAAAAGCAUGCAGAAUUCUGUGCUAAUAAGGCCAUAAAAUGUUAAGAUAAAUAAAUAUAUAAUUAGUACUGAUUUAGCCUAAUAAGUUAGCCAAAUGUGAUUGAAGAACCACCACCUGGGGCUUUCAGUACUUUUGAACUAGUGUGCACCAUUGCUGGCUCAUUAGUUGGUUUGUCAAAAAUAUGAGAUUCCUGACGCUUAGCUUGACAAGGGUUAACCUUCACGUUUGCUUCAGCACUUUCAAAAACAUGUGACUGUUGUCGU